This is a messenger RNA of Phytophthora sojae, 534 nucleotides long. RefSeq lists its product as hypothetical. The record is from RefSeq and is a predicted model, not a curated record. Bases 1 to 534 code for a protein of 177 amino acids. The transcript has a single exon. Lineage: Eukaryota; Oomycota; Peronosporomycetes; Peronosporales; Peronosporaceae.
AUGACCAAGGAUCAGCGAAAGCGUGCCCAAGCUAGACAAGACCGUGAAGCUGCAUUGGAACUGGCAGCUAAGUACCGCCAACGAAAAGUGGGAAAAUUGGUUUCAUUCGAUGAUGUUGCCGCUUUGCUUGACGGACCCUACAGUCCAUUCCACUCGAAGCCUAUGGUUGACGCGCUUAUACUGCCCCAAGUUGAUGUUACCGGGCCGCUGUCCGUCCGAGCCUUCAAGAUCGACCAAGACAUUCCGUUUAUCAAGGGUAUCCCUCCGCUACCCAUUGUGACGGAGGCUAUUGACGCUAUCAAGAUAAGGCAGGACAUCGACCUUCUUGCCUACUGGCCAGACUACGGCUACGCUACAUUUGAUCAGCUGGACGCUAUGGCAAGCAUCCUGGAGGCGCGUCAGCGAUUCGCGUUGGUGAUGCGCACUACAAAGUGGAUUGACGAGGUGGAGUGGCGUGUUGAAGACCUUCGCGAGCCGUUCACGGACACGAGGGCAACCACAAAGGUAAGAAACAAUUCACAGCAUUUGAACUGA